This is a messenger RNA of Leptonychotes weddellii (Weddell seal), 3889 nucleotides long. Lineage: Eukaryota; Metazoa; Chordata; Mammalia; Carnivora; Phocidae. The record is from RefSeq and is a predicted model, not a curated record.
GCUGCCGCCGCCGCCGCCGCCGCCGCGCGAACAUGGCGGCCGAGAUCCACUCCAGGCCGCAGAGCAGCCGUCCGGUGCUGCUGAGCAAGAUCGAGGGGCACCAGGACGCCGUCACGGCCUCGCUGCUCAUCCCCAAGGAGGACGGCGUCAUCACGGCCAGCGAGGACAGGUGUUCCAAUGGCCUUGACUUUCUCCUCCCCCAGGCUCCUCAGUGGUUAGAGAGUGAUUCUUGCCAGAAAUGCGAGCAGCCCUUUUUCUGGAAUAUAAAGCAGAUGUGGGACACAAAGACACUGGGGUUGAGACAGCAUCACUGCCGUAAAUGUGGGCAGGCUGUGUGUGGGAAGUGCAGCAGCAAGCGCUCCAGCUACCCUGUCAUGGGCUUCGAGUUCCAGGUCCGCGUGUGCGAUUCCUGCUACGACUCCAUCAAAGACGAGGAUCGGACUUCUCUAGCAACCUUUCAUGAAGGAAAACAUAACAUUUCCCACAUGUCCAUGGACGUUGCUCGGGGACUGAUGGUGACCUGUGGGACCGACCGCAUCGUGAAGAUCUGGGACAUGACGCCCGUGGUGGGCUGCAGUCUGGCAACUGGGUUUGCCCCACGUUGAUCCGGGAGCUGGGUGAGGUCUGCACCUUCCCCGUGGCUCCCUUUACCAACGCAGCCCUUCCCCGUGGCUCCGCGGUCACAGUCACGGGAACGGACAGUAGCCACUAAAAAAACAAAGCAACAUUUUUAAAGAGAAAAAAAUGUAAGGUGUGUUUGGGGGCAUUUGUGGAACUACCUGUGGGGACGAAUAUGGAAAAAAAGUUCAUCUGUAGUGGUUCCCUGAGGAAAGGAAUGACUUCAGUGAGACUUCCUCAUGAACAGUGAGCUCACGUGUGCUCACGGAGUCAUUUGGCAAAUGAGAGUUUUAGAGGAAAAACUGUUGAACGAAAGUGUUAAAGCAGUUCCCAGUGCAAACACCCCUCCCCUCAGACUUGCCGGCCUUCCCCAGGCGCCUGUGGCUCUGUGGUUAGAGCAGGGAUUAAGGGGAGGAGGACUUGCUGUCUCUUUCUUGAGGGGUGCAGGAGGACCCCAAGAACCCAGAGAUCUCUCCUUCCCCACUGGCAGUAUGAGAAUCCUCUCUCCACAUAGUGAUUCUUCUUGAAGAUCUCUGUUCUCGGCAGGUAGCACCAUUCCCUGCACUUGGUAUUUGGAGCGCUCAUUUCCUCUUCCCGGCCAGCCAGUAAGCCAGGGGCCAGCCUUCCCAGUUGUUACUAAGUGAGCCGUAAAAUUGCUGCAUUAACCGAGGCGGCGCGCAUCCUUCCCUUUCCCCCAAAUGUGCUGUGAGGACAGAACGUUUUUAUGGUGCUGUUAACGUGGGAGUCACACAAGCCGUCCGACUGUCUCACUGCUGUCAGGAACGACUCGGGGUGGUGAAGGGAGAUGAUCAGGCUGCUCCAUGGGACAGCCCAGUCCCAAAAGGACGCAUUCUGUCUGUAGUUCCAUGAUGAUGGGCCCCUGCGGUAUUGUGGCAGUUUAAUAAUAAUACACCUCAGAAAAGAACUCCACAACUUUCCAAACUAUGUUGACUUUUUGUUGUAAGGAGUAUUAUUAACAUCUCAUAGAAGGGAAUUAGUAACCCAGAGCAGUAAGCGUUAAGCAGGUCCUGCGCAGUCAUUCCUAACUCGUAAAUUGCUUUCCUAGCCACUAGCGAAUUCUCCUUUAGCAAAUGGCAUUUUAAAAGUUUUUGGCCACUUAGUACCAAGAUGGGGAAGAGGUGGGGAAUGGGAGAGCCUGUCUUUUAAUAUUCCCAUAUUUAUUUCUUUGUUUUUAACCAUAGUACACAUACCUAUUACUUUAGGGCUAUGCAAGUGAGUGGAGAGAGGCCUACUUUUCUUAAAGACAAAUUUUAAAAUAGAUAGCAACCGUAUUUUUGUUAGUCUUACUAGUGGAUAUUGAUAAAAACUCACUACUGCGUCACUGUGUUGGGAUCAUAUCAAGACAGCAUGGUUGUUAUGUGUGAUACCACGAAGGGAUUGAAUCUGUUUUUUAACAACAGAGAGGGACUAUAAUGUUUAAGACAGGUAAUUAAACUAAGAGGUCUUACUAGCCAAGUGACACAAAUAAUAAGGAAAGGAGGUCAGGCACCUCAUAUUCUAGAAUGAUCUGCAUUAAAAAUUGACUUGCUUUCAGGAGUAAGACUGAAGGGUUUUGUUUCUCUGUGUAAUUUUUGUUUUCUGUCACCUGAAAGAGGUGUUUCCUUUAAAAACUUCCUGUCAGUCUUUGCAAAACGUAGGAUACUAAUACAGGCUGGAAGGACACUGGGGGGAUGGGAUCCUACAGGGCAGUGUUGAGUGUUAGCUCUUGUUCAGUUAAUGGUCCAGCUCACACAAAGGUGCUAUCCUGGGGAUUUCAUGACGUCCUGAAAGGAAAAUAGGAUAUGAUCUGUUUCUUGCCAUGUUGAUGAGUACUGAACUGUGGUUUUGUUUGCCUUUAACUUCUGUAAAAUGUGAUUUUAUGAUGUCUGUGGUAGACUGAGCACAAUUUCACACUGUAGCUUUUAGCCUUCUUUUAUUUUAAAAAAUUCUGAAUGAAAAACCCAGUGUUCUAGAGAGAAUAUAAGGUUGUGAGAGCACCUCCUAAGGGGUUAAGCUAAUAUAAAUCAAAGAGGAAAGGCAUUAUGUAAGGAAGAAUUGGAGAGGGGCAUCCGGAAAAGGAAAGAAUGUUUCAAUUAACUUUUCUCUGCACCAGAGCCUCCUAGCACUUUUCAUUUUAAGAACUCAUGUAGCGGGCUUGUCUUGUCUCUACUACACACAAGGGAGCAAAUGGGGUAAUAUUUUUUAUAGAGGUGGGCAAAAAUUAUUUUCUCAAUUCUGCUGACUGGACACAUAAGGACGAUCCAGUGAGGCUUCUAGUUAUUGCCUUAUUUUGACUGUGUUACUCUUAAACCGGUCAUUUAAAAUAGCUCUUCAAGUACCAGUUCAUGGUUUUUCCAUUCCUGAAUACUCAGCUAAUUUCUACAACUAGGGAUUAAGAAGUACAGAAUGUUAGAGAAGAUCCUUACGUUUUAGAUCUAGUAUGUCUGCAAUAAGGAAAUGUCAAUUCUUCAUUCAAGACGUGUUCUCAGAUUGCCCUUUUUUUUUUUUUUUUUUUUAGUGCAAAUGAUAGAAACACCCCCAUGGCAUUAGCUGGAAACAGGUUAUUCAGUAUACUGUAAAUCUCUGUUUACAAUGUCCUACUUCUGUCCUGCUGCCUGGAGGAUAUGAAUAAAAAUAGUGCUCUAGAAUGCCUCACUUGGUUCUCCCCUAAAGAAUUCAAUUUGCUUGUACCUACAUUUUUAAACUGUUGAAACUGGCCUAAAUAUGUAAUAAAUUCCAUAGUGACUCAGACCCGAGGAAAUAUUUUCUAAAAUGAGGUUUCAUUCAGUUACUUACUACUUCCAUUACUGGAUCUGGUGUCUUCUAAAAUGUAAGGAACCAGUUACUAUUAAUGAUAAACCAUCUGCUCAUUAUAAAUGUGAGGUUUAACAAAUAAGUAAUACAUGCUCCAUUUAUUCAAGUGUCUAUUGCUUAAUUGUUAAUUGUGAGCAGAUUAUUGAAUGCCUACUCUGUUUUCUGCAGUUUACUAUACAGUAACUCUUUGAGUAAAUCGUUUCAUUGUGCAACAAAUUUAUAUUAGAAUACAAUUUAAAGUGUUUUACUCUAUAGCCUUUUUGACUGGGGAAGCAAAGGGCAAUGUUGAUUAGUACAUUUUGUCUUGUACUAGCUAUGUUUCUAUAAGAUACGGUGCCCCGUGUAUCCCAGAGAGUUAGAAAACUGUUCUUUUGCUCCUGUUUGUGGGUUCUGUUUUUGUGUUGUUGUGUUUUUUUUUGAGAAUAUACAUAUACAAUAAAAUGUUCCUUGCUUGUUA